Postia placenta MAD-698-R-SB12 is the source of this 873-nucleotide messenger RNA. RefSeq lists its product as hypothetical. Gene Ontology annotation, molecular function: phosphatase activity. The record is from RefSeq and is a predicted model, not a curated record. Gene Ontology annotation, cellular component: cytoplasm. Lineage: Eukaryota; Fungi; Basidiomycota; Agaricomycetes; Polyporales; Adustoporiaceae. The coding region runs from base 1 to 873 and encodes 290 amino acids. The transcript has 7 exons.
AUGUCUGCAAACAUCACUCUGUGCAGACAAGUAGAUAUAGACAGGCUUCCAUGCGAACAGGUAGAAUCCGGUUUCUUUGCACAGGAUAACCCAUCCGCGAUCCCGGCGAUCAUAGGUGCGCUUCCCCCCCGCUUCGGACUUUUGGACGACUCGCCUGAGCGAUGGCAGAGAUUCAAGGACCGCAUCGACUCACUAAACAGCAAUGCGCCGCACGGUACUUCAUACAAAGUCUUCUUCCUAGGAAGACACGGGCAAGGAUUUCACAAUGUCGCGGAGGAAAAGUACGGUACACAGGCAUGGGACGAUUACUACUCCAAACUCUACGGCGAUUCCGAGAUUACCUGGGGCCCCGACCCUCUUCUGACACCCCUCGGCAUAAAUCAAGCGGAGGCAGCACGUAACGCAUGGCUCGCCGAACUGACAUACGGUAUUUGCCGGCCCGGGCGCUGCUACGCGAGCCCGCUGCAUCGAGCAUUGAGUACAUGGGAGCUCACGUUCGGCGGCGACGACAUCCUUCAGCCAGAAAAGAAGAAGGUGAUGGUACUCGAGAACCUGCGCGAGGAGCACGGUGUGCACACAUGCGACAUGCGUGACCCUCUCUCCGCUAUCCAACGCAAUUUCCCUCCGCCUCUAUACUCCUUUGAGCCUGGAUUCUCCGAGGAAGACCUCAUCUGGCAGCCCGAUGUGCGCGAGACAAAGGAACACAUCAAGAGAAGAGCACAUGCAGUUCUAGAUAAGAUUUUCGGCGAGGCAGAAGAGCUAUACAUCUCAGUCACUGCUCAUGGCGGGAUAAUCAAUGGCUUCUUGGCAGCAAUGGGCCGCCCUCCUUAUGGUCUUCCUACCGGUGGUGCGUGGAAAUGGCUCUGCGCGUGA